Molecule: messenger RNA, 4111 nt
Organism: Synchiropus splendidus (mandarinfish)
Lineage: Eukaryota; Metazoa; Chordata; Actinopteri; Syngnathiformes; Callionymidae
Gene: apbb1
Product: amyloid beta (A4) precursor protein-binding, family B, member 1 (Fe65)
Exons: 14
Coding region: 167-2233 (688 amino acids)
Biological process (GO): regulation of DNA-templated transcription
Cellular component (GO): cytoplasm; nucleus
Molecular function (GO): transcription factor binding; amyloid-beta binding
Source: RefSeq, a predicted model, not a curated record
GUCAAUGCGUGACGCAGUUCGUCCUCCAUCACCAGUCGAGCCCACAGUCAGAACCCACCAACACCUAGCGACGAGGCGACCCUCACGACUCACGGAAAUAUGUAGUUAGCUCGCACACGGUAUUGUAUCUCGACACCAAGGGGGACGGGUUUUGUGGAAAGCUAUCAUGGGUGGCCAUGACGAUGAAGACAAGGCGUAUGUUGCCAAUAAACAGAAACAAGACGAAGAGUUUAAGAACAAAUUGAAUGACGGAAGCCACUGGGUGGAUCAGGAGUCCACAGGCAACAACGCCAAGUGGCUGAAGGAGGGUCAGAACCAGCUGCGGAAGGUAGCGGAGAACCACAACGACCAGGACCACAACUGCAACAUCAGUCAGAAUGGCAACAAUGACGACUUCCACCUCCAGAACCCAACUCAGGAAGAACACCAGGGAAAUGAUGAGCACAGCAAGUCUCCAAAAUUAGCUUUGACCCCCGGGCUCAGUCAGGCAGAGUCGAAGAACAUCUUUAAUGAGCCACUUCUCAUCGAAACUCUGGAUACUGCUGAAGAAAAGGAGAGAGACGAAGAUGGGAACGAGAAAGAGGAGAAGUCAGGAGAUGAGGAAACAUCCAGAGUGGCAGGAGAAGAGAAGCUGGCAGAGGAUCAUAGCAAUGAGCCGUCUUUUAAAGAGGGCAGUGUCAGUGGGAGAAAUGCCUGCCUCUUGUUCUCCAACUUGAAUGGAACAAAUAGUGACGAGGAGACAAGCUGGACUCCUCAAGACAACACGGCUGAUUCAUCCCCCAACGGCAAUAGAGAAUCAUUUUGGGACUCAAAUGCGUUUGAAACAGACACAGACCUCCCCUCAGGAUGGAUGCGGGUGCGAGACACCUCGGGCACCUACUACUGGCACAUCCCCACAGGUACCACUCAGUGGGAGCCUCCGUCACCGCUGGGAAAAGUGGGUGACUCCAUGAUGUCGUCCACCAUGUCCCUAGAGACCACACCGUGUGAGGAACCAGAGGAGUCUUGGGCUCAGUUUUCCAGUGCAGAAGAAGGAGGUGGUGAAGGAGAGUCUUGGAAGGAGGAGGAGGAAGAGGACGAAGAGGAGGAGGGCGAGGUUGCAUCUGAUCAGAGUCUGAAAGAGUUUGAAGGGGCGACUCUCCGCUAUGCAUCAAUCAACCUCAACUACAACUGCUCUCACUCUGAAGAUGACGAGAAGCUUGCUCCGCUCUGCACAGACAUUGAGACCAAGUGUUUUGCAGUGCGGUCUCUGGGCUGGGUGGAGAUGUCAGAGGAGGACAUGGCACCAGGGAAAAGCAGCGUGGCUGUCAACAACUGCAUCCGCCAACUGUCCUACCACAAACACAACCUGCAUGACACCGCUGGGAUCUGGGGAGAGGGCAAAGAUAUGCUGAUGGUCCUGGAGAAUGACACCAUGAACUUGAUCGACCCCCUGGGACAGACGCUGCUUCACACUCAGCCGAUUGGCAGCAUCCGAGUUUGGGGAGUGGGACGGGACAACGGCAGGGACUUUGCUUAUGUGGCCCGAGAUAACCUGACCCAGGUCCUCAAGUGUCAUGUUUUCCGCUGCGACUCGCCUGCCAAAAACAUUGCCACCAGCUUGCACGAGAUGUGCUCAAAAAUAAUGAUGGAGCGAAAGGCGACUCGGCCCGGGGUGAGCAGGCUGAACUCUCUGGGUAAAUCUGUACCCAUCCCAGUGGAAGAGUUCCCGGCGCCAAAAAAUGAGUUAUUCCAGCGCUUCCAUGUUUAUUACCUUGGUAGUGAGCCUGUGGCAAAGCCUGUGGGAAUGGACAUUAUUAAUGAAGCCCUGGAGGCGUCGAUGGAGGGCAAAGAUAAGAACGACUGGACUCCUGUGUCUGUGAACGUGGCUCCCGCGACUCUCACAAUCAUGUCCAGACAGGGUGAGGAGGUGCUGUCCGAGUGCCGGGUGCGCUUCCUGUCCUUCAUGGGAGUGGGGAAGGACGUGCACGCGUUUGCGUUCAUCAUGGCUGAGGGUCCCAGAGACUUCACCUGCCACAAGUUCUGGUGUGAGCCCAACGCCGCCAGUCUGAGCGAGGCAGUCCAAGCUGCAUGCAUGCUACGUUACCAGAAAUGUUUGGAUGCGCGUCCUCCAAGCCUGGCCUCCUGUCUGCCCACGCCUCCUGCCGACUCUGUGGCGCGACGGGUCAAGAAGGGAGUCCAGAGUCUGCUGGGUAGCUUCAAGAGCUACAGGUCGGGCUCCCAGUCGCCCUAAAUCCAAGGCCAACACAAGGUCCCUCAGCACCGCCUUCCCAUCACCCACACUCUCUUGCCCACAGUCACGCCUUAUGACUUGGCUCACUCGUCUGGUUCCAGUAGUUUGUGGAGGAAAACAUGCAAUUUUCUUUAACCGUCAUCUCUGAAACACGACGAUCCUUUCGCCGGGAUGGUCCUUUAACUAUUUUUGUGUUUUAACAGAAACAAUGCUAUGAAUGUGGAAUAUGGAUGUAUUAUAUUUACAUGCUAAAAAUGCUAGAAUUUGCUCGUGAAUGACUUUCUUUGUGCUCUUUGGUGCAAUUCUCAUCUCCUACACUCCUGUUACGCGUCUCCUGGUGCUCUGACUCUUGUGGCGAUGGAGCAGCUGCACCUCUCUCACCGUAUAUUUGUAAGUCAGCACUGACUUUGUCCCUCACUCCUUAGUCUUCCAAAGAAACGUACGAGCGUGGAUCACCACCGCUGAUGUUUGAAACAUUUCGUAGGAUGUCUGGCAGUUGAGUGCUCGUGUGCAAUAGCUGGAUGUGUGUUGUGUAGAUGACACGGCUGCCUGUCGUCAUGCCGGUGAGAGAGAGUUCCGCUACAUCGAGUGCGAGGCAAAUGGAACAACGGAGCCAUGAUACUUAAAAAAAAGAGAAACUCAUCGUUUUGGAAUUGACGAUAAGAACUCUGGGUCUUCACCUCCAGCUCACUGAUAGUACUGUAGAACUUCAGCUGCAUGUUUUUCUAGAGUCCAUGCUGCAGUUUAGUGCUCGAGACUCAUCGGUGUAUCCUGUAGAUCCUCUCCGUGUUUGUGCGUUGGCAGGAGGUGUCGUCGUGUUUUCCUGAGCAUGUCACUCUAGUCGGUGUCAGUGUGUAAUCCAAAACUAGCAGUAGAAUGUUUAGACUGGAACUGGACAGCAGGUUUGUACUCACACUUUCGUGUAUGCGACGAAGAUGAUGGUGUUUCUUUUUUUUGUUUUGUUUUUGCCCCGCUCCCCCGACACUUCCCGAUACGUGCCGGUGUGUGUGGCCACUCCAGUUACUGUAUUUUUAUUCUCCGCACUCCGAGAGGAUUUCCACAUGACUACAUGAAAUUUUUUUAUAUGAAGAAAAACACUAAUUAUAGGAGCUGUAUUUUAUCUUUGUGUGUUUGUCAAUAAUCAAUAAUGUGUGUAGCACAAUAGCUAGUCAUCACUGACGAUAAAGACGCAGUUUGUGAGUUUUCCUGAUGUUUCGUGGUUCCUAUAAUCCUCCGAAUACAUUGUCAUAAUCUACUGAAGUGCACUGCAUUCACUUAAAACAACUGGUAAAUCACAAGUGAGUUGAACUUCCCAUCUUGUAUAAACUGCAUUUUCAAGGAAAAAAAUGCUGACUCAUCCAACUUCAAGGAUGUUUUUCAGCCAUUACCCUCAGCACGUCAUCUUUCACCUUAAAUAAUGUAAGGAAUAGGUUUAUUUCUGUCAGAAUAUAGAACUAAACAAUUCUCAUCAGACAUUCUCUAAAGAGUGCAACAAUAUUUGCAUCACCCCUUUAAUUUUGGUGUUAAAGAACAAACAGAAAAAAUGUUUUGUAAUCUCAGAUAAACUUUACAAUAGUGCCAACCAGCAUGCGUGAAAUAUAGUUCUACCCUAUAAAUAUAUUUAUGUGUCACAAAAACUCCACAAACUGCAUCUUUUGUCCUAUAUAAAAUAUAAACACUAAUGAAGUUAAGACUCAUCCUAUAACUGUCAAUCAUGUGUCACUUGAAAUGAUUGUGCUAUCUCAACAUUGUCCAGGUGGUGGCGUCACUAAAGCCAGAAGAACAUUAGCAGAUUAAUUUAUUUCUGUUUGUGUAAAUUAGGUGUAUAAAAAUGUAUGUAUAUAAAAGCCACUGCACAAUAAAUGUCAACAUAUCAGA